This is a messenger RNA of Dichomitus squalens LYAD-421 SS1, 1011 nucleotides long. RefSeq names its product NAD(P)-binding protein. The transcript has 9 exons. The coding region runs from base 1 to 1011 and encodes 336 amino acids. The record is from RefSeq and is a predicted model, not a curated record. Lineage: Eukaryota; Fungi; Basidiomycota; Agaricomycetes; Polyporales; Polyporaceae.
AUGGGCAGCUUCUUCUCCAGAGAACCUCAGCACGACCCCUUCGAUCCCAUCAAGGACCUCCCAGACCUGUCCGGGAAGGUGAUCAUCGUCACCGGAGGGAACAGCGGGAUCGGCUUCACGACCGUGCAGUACCUCGCGCGCAAGGGCGCGAAGGUGUACAUCGCGGGGCGCAGCGAGGCGCGCGUCAAGGCCGCGAUCGAGCGAUUGCACGCCGAGGGACUCGAGCCGGGCAAUGGGGCGGUCGAGUGGCUGAAGCUCGACUUGGGCGACCCGCGCAAGGUGAAGGAGAGCGCGGAGAAGUUCGCUGCGAGGGAGACGAGGUUGGACGUGCUCGUCAACAAUGCCGGCGUCAUGAACGGACAAUACGUACUCAACAAGGAUGGCAUCAUCGAGUCGAUGGUCACCAACUUCAUUUCUCCGGUCGUGUUCACUCGGGCCCUACUGCCGCUCCUCACGCAGACUGCGAGGCAGCCGAAGGCGGACGUCCGCAUCGUCUGGGUCUCCUCGAUAGCAAUGUCCCAGUUAAAAGGCCGCGAGGUCCGCUUCCGAAACGUCGAGGACCUCAACGAGAAGUUCGGGCUGCAUCCUCUGCAGCCCAUCCUCCGCUACGCGAAGUCCAAGCUCGCCGUAUUCUUGUGGGCAAGGAAGCUCCAGGCGGAGCUUGACGCCGCAGGCACGCCUAUCACGAUCGUCUCGGUCCACCCUGGAGCCGUCUGGUCAGAGGGUGUCUAUAACGAGCCCUUCUUCCGUUUGCCUGUCGUCGGCACGCUCGCCGCUGCUAUCAUGAGCAGGACGUUCCUGCCUCCAGCUAUCGGAGCGCACCCCUCUGUCGUAGCCACCGCAUCUCCGGCCGUGACAGCGGAAAAGGAGAAGUACACGAAGGGUCUCUUGUUACAGCCUGCCGGCAAGCUUGGCGAUGUGCCCGCCCCUCAGUGCAACGACGAGAAACUGGCCGAUGAGGUGUGGGCCACGGCGGAGGCACUCCUGAAGCAGUGGGACAUAUCGGUAUGA